Molecule: messenger RNA, 3649 nt
Organism: Paramormyrops kingsleyae
Lineage: Eukaryota; Metazoa; Chordata; Actinopteri; Osteoglossiformes; Mormyridae
Product: transportin-3-like
Biological process (GO): protein import into nucleus
Cellular component (GO): cytoplasm
Source: RefSeq, a predicted model, not a curated record
CACGGGGGCGCUUAUCGGACACACGGCAAACCUGUCCGUCUGACAUGGCGCUCCGAGAAGCGCACCGUCCACCUAAAUAAAUAUUAACUGGCGGACUGCUUACACUUUUUUGCACAGUAAUCGGAGAUAUUUUACUUGAACUAGUUUCCCUGAAACAUAAAGGUGCCAUGGAGGGCAACAAGCCAUCCCUUGCGCUGGUUUACCGGGCCGUCCAGGCGCUGUACCAUGACCCGGAUCCUGCCGGCAAAGAGCAAGCCUCCGUGUGGCUCGGGGAGCUGCAGAGAUCGAUGUACGCCUGGGAGAUCGCUGACCAGCUUCUGCAGCUGCAGCAGGACGUGGAGUCCUGUUACUUUGCCGCCCAGACCAUGAAGAUGAAAAUACAGACCUCAUUCUAUGAACUUCCAGCCGAAACCUACACAGCCCUUCGGGACUCGCUGCUGUCUCAUAUACAGAACCUCAAAGACCUCUCCCCCAUCAUCGUCACUCAGCUUGCUCUAGCCAUCGCAGAUUUAGCCCUUCAGAUGACUUCUUGGAAGGGCUGUGUCCAGACUCUCAUCGAGAAGUACAGCAGCGAUAUCUCCUCCAUGCCCUUCCUGAUGGAGAUCCUGACCGUGCUGCCCGAGGAGGUACACAGCCGCUCCCUGCGCAUCGGAACCAAUCGUCGGACGGAGAUCAUCGAGGAUUUGAGGCUCUAUUCCAACUCUGUCGUCACUCUGCUGGUAUCAUGCAUCGAGAAGACCGGCAACAACGAGAAGAUGUUGAUGAAGGUCUUCCGGUGCCUGAGCAGCUGGUUUAACCUGGGCGUCCUGGACCACAACUUCAUGGCCAGCAACCAGCUCCUCGUCAUCCUCUUCCAAGUGCUGCAGCGGGAUGAGACGACCACCAAUCUGCAUGAGGCAGCCUCAGACUGUGUAUGCGCGGCGCUGUACGCCAUCGAGAAUGUGGACAGCAACUUGCCGCUUGCCCUGCAGCUCUUUCAGGGCGUGCUCACGCUGGAAACAGCCUACCACAUGUCCGUGGCCCGUGAGGACCUAGACAAGGUACUUAAUUACUGUCGCAUCUUCACGGAGCUGUGUGAGACCUUCCUGGAGGCGAUGGUACGCAGCCCAGGCAGCCCAGGACAGGGCAUGGGGGACCUCCGCUCCCUGGAGCUGCUUCUCAUCUGCACGGGACACCCCCAGUACGAGGUGGUGGAGAUCUCCUUUAACUUCUGGUACCGCUUGGGCGAGCACCUGUACAAGACCAAUGAUGUCAUGCUGCAUGGAAUCUUCCGGCCCUACAUCCAGAGGCUGCUGCACGGGCUGGCCCAUCACUGCCAGCUGGACCCCGACCAUGAGGGGAUCCCUGAAGUUACCGAUGAUUUUGGGGAGUUUCGGAUGAGAGUGUCAGAUUUGGUGAAGGACAUUGUUUUCCUGGUUGGGUCUGUGGAGUGUUUUUCCCAGCUGUAUGCCACCCUGAAAGAGGGGAACCCCCCCUGGGAGGUGACGGAGGCUGUGCUCUUCAUUAUGGCCGCCAUCGCCAGGAGUGUCAGUCCCGAGAACAAUCCAACCCUGCUGGAGGUCCUGGAGCAGGUGGUGCUGCUGCCCCAGACCAUCCACAUUGCUGUGCGCUACACCAGCAUCGACCUGGUGGGGGAGAUGGGUGAAGUGAUUGACCAUAACCCCCGCUUCUUAGAUCCUGUGCUGAAUUACCUCAUGAAGGGAUUACGGGAGAAGGCCCUGUCUUCAGUCUCGGCCAAAGCCAUCCACAACAUGUGCUCUGCAUGCCGGGACCUCAUGAUCCAGCACUUCCAGACCCUGCUGGACAUUGCCCAUGCCCUCGACUCCUUCUUCCUGUCCUCAGAAGCUGCUGUUGGCCUCCUCAAAGGAACAGCCUUUGUUUUAGCUAGGCUUCCACUGGAGAAGAUAGCCAAAUGCAUGAGUGACCUGUGUUCAUUGCAGGUCAUGGUCCUCAAAAAGCUGCUUGCUCAGCAGACCAGCAAUGGUAAAUCUGCUGACCCCACGGUUUGGCUGGACAGGUUAGCGGUGAUCUUCAGACACACAAAUCCCAUAGUAGAGAAUGGGCAGACACAUCCCUGUCAAAAAGUCAUUCAAGAAAUCUGGCCCGUGCUGUCAGAGACUCUGAACAAGUACCAGGCUGACAAUCGCGUUGUGGAGCGGUGCUGCCGCUGUCUGCGAUUCGCAGUGCGCUGCGUGGGCAAGGGCUCUGCCUCACUGCUGCAACCGCUGGUCACGCAGAUGGUCGGCGUGUAUCAGCAGUAUCCCCACUCCUGUUUCCUCUACCUGGGCAGCAUCCUGGUAGAUGAGUAUGGCAUGGAGGAUGGUUGUCGCCAGGGCCUGCUGGACAUGUUACAGGCAUUAUGUGUGCCGACUUUCCAGCUACUAGAACAGCCCAAUGGCCUCCGGAAUCACCCAGACACUGUGGACGACCUUUUCCGGCUGGUGACGAGGUUUAUCCAGAGGAGUCCCGUCACUUUGAUGAACAGCCUGGUCAUCGUCCACAUCAUCCAGUGCGCUAUCGCCGCUUUCACACUGGACCACCGUGAUGCCAACUGCAGCGUCAUGAAGUUCAUUAGGGACCUCAUUCACUCGGGCGUCGCCCGUGACCGCGAGGAGGACUGCCACGUUAGGAAGGAGUUCAUCUCGCAGGCCUUGGCACAACACGGCCAGCAGCUGGUCACGCAGCUUCUGCACUCCUGCUGCUUCUGCCUGCCCUCCUACACCCUGCCGGACGUCGCCGAGGUCUACUUUGAGAUGAUGCUGUUUGAGCGGCCGGCAUUCUGCCGCUGGCUGGAGAACACACUGAAAGGACUCCCCAAGGAGACUGCAGGGGGCGUUGUGACUGUCACGCACAAGCAGUUGACGGACUUCCACAAGCAGGUCACCAGCGCUGAAGAAUGCAAGCAAGUUUGCUGGGCCAUCAGAGACUUCACCCGGCUGUACCGGUAGCCACAUCCCCUGUUCUGCCAGAACACCAGGACAAUCUUUUGUUGGCGACAUUGAGAUGAGAGCAGUGAAGCAGAAGAGUACCAAUGAAAUGGGGGGAGGACGUGCAUCAGCCCUGCGGGGCCACGCCAGUAGGAUGCCCCCAGGGCCCCAGCUGGGGGAAUCACCGCAAGGGGCACCGUGCUUUUCCUGGGGGGGGCCGCAUACGAGAAUUCCGACCGUGACGAUGCCAAUAAGUCUGCAUCCAGCCAGCCGAGGACGUAACGGGACUGAACGUGGAUGUGCCUGGUAGGAGAAUCUGUAAGAGGUGUCUGACGUGUGGGGGGAAGGUGAACGAGCGGCUUUAGUUUGCCGUCUGUACCAUAGAAAUUCAACACACAGCAAACAGCAGCCCCAGCCUCGAGGACAGAGGCGGGGGUGUGGAGACAGAGGCAGGGGUGUGGAGACAGAGGCAGGGGUGUGGAGACCGAGGUCUGCAGGUUAGGCCCCUUACAGCCAUGGAUGGACUUUUACAGUUUUGAUUGCCAGGCUAAACUGUAACUAUCAAGUGAACUCUGGCGUGGUUUAUUUUUAUUUAGUUUGUUUUUUUUCUCCUCUUAAAAUCAUGAAGCGGGUAGCUGACAAAAGACCGAGGGGGUGUUCUAACAUUCUGCUCCAUCUGAUGUAGCCACCUCAUGAACAAUAAAGCUGAAAUGAGGACAUAA